UGCAUGCACUUUGAGUAAUCAGUUUGUGAGUAGAGUUCGUGACGAUCGCAUAUUAUUGCGUUGUAUGUCGGAUGAAUUUUUAAGAUCUAAAUAAAAAAGUAACAAUACAAAUGCACAUAUAUAUAUAUGUGUGUGUACAUAUCUUAAGUUAAGUGCAGUCAAGGAAAAAAUAUAACAAAAGAAAGUAUUAAAAAAUUUUGAAGUGCAGUGUUGAACGCAUAUGCUCUACUCAAACCAAUAAGAAGAAAAAGAAGAAAUUUUUAAAAAACAAAUUUGUGGAAAAUCAGAAAUUGACCAACUCAACGAAUUUACUUAAACGCUUGCAAGUUCGUUUCGUACGCCACAGACACCACUUGGAUUACGGGUUUCCGGUUGCGCGACACGCUGAACAAACAAUUUAUGUAUAAAUAAAUCAAAAAUAAUUAAAGUUGAAAGCCAAAGGAAAAAGAAACAACAACAACAACAAUAAUGCAGAGAACAGUGCAAAUUGUUGAAGUGGCACAAAAUUAGUGCAAAAAAAUUGAAAAAAAAUAUAUUUAUUUUUCACAAAAUAAACGCAUAAUUUUGCCUAAAAUGCGUAAAUUAAAGAAAUAACGUUUUUUAACAACGCAGCGGAAAAUAAAUCAGCAACACCUUGCAGAGUGUGCAUUUUUUUUUGGUUAAUGUGUGAAUGUUUGUGUUUGUGCAAUUGUGCAAGAAAUCACAGAAAAAUUAACGCACAGCCAAAAUUAAAAAAAAAAUUGAAAUUCCAAAAAAUACACGUUUAAAAAUUCAAACCAAUUGAAAUUUUAACAAAAAAAAAAAAAAAUCAACAACACAAUGUCCACCAAAAUGACACUCAUCUCGAAAACAAUACUCUCCGUCCUCAUCACCGUCAUCAUACCCGUGCUCGGUGCGGCGCUUAGCAAAACGGUGCUCUAUCAAGCGCCCGAUGAGUGCCGCUGGUCCGGCACCAGCGAGACAGACAUAACGCUCGUCUGCCACCUGCGCACGAUCAACUCUGAGUUGGAGAACACCAACUUCAGCGUCAUACAACCACAGAAUACGAUACGUCUGCGUCUGGAGUGCAAUGAUGCACUCUUCUUCCAGAGCAGUCUCAGUCCGGAUUCUUUUCGUUCGCUCGUGGAGUUGCGCGCCCUCACCAUUGAAUAUUGCAAAUUGGGCAAUAUCACCGAGGGCUCAUUUCGCGGUCUGCAGGAUUUGCGUAAUCUCACCAUACGUACGCAUAACGGCGAUUGGUCCACAAUGUCGCUGGAUAUAGCGAGCAGUAGUUUUAGCGAAUUUCGUCAGCUGGAUCGUUUAGAUCUGAGCUUGAAUAACAUCUGGUUGAUACCCGAUGGCAUGGUGUGUCCACUCAAAGUGUUAACUCACCUCAAUAUCUCACAUAAUGAGAUACAGGAUAUUGGCAAUUUCCAUUUCAGCGCUGCGCUUAGCUCACGCAAAUCUCGCAUUUGCGGCUCAUCGCUGACGCACAUUGACCUGAGCGCGAAUAAAAUAGCAAAUCUGCCAUCGGCCAUCUUUUCCGGCUUGGGUCGCUUGAACAAUUUGAAUUUGGCGCGUAAUGGCAUGAAUUUCAUAGCAGAUCGUGCGUUUGAGGGUUUGGUCUCACUUGCCGUAGUUAAUCUCUCCGGCAAUCGUUUGACUUCGCUGCCACCAGAGCUCUUCGCGGAGGCGAAGUAUGUGAAGGAGAUCUAUUUAAAGAAUAACAGUAUUAAUGUGCUUGCGCCUGGUUUAUUCAGUGAUCUUGCCGAUCUCUUGGUGUUGGAUAUGUCUGCGAAUGAGCUGAACUCACAGUGGGUGAAUGCAGCGACUUUUGUUGGCUUGAAACGUUUGGUGUUGCUUGAUUUGUCAGCGAAUAAGAUUAGCAAACUUGAGGCGAGCAUCUUCCGUUCACUUAGCUCCUUGCAGAUACUAAAACUUGAGGAGAACUACAUCGAUCACGUACCAGAUGGCGCAUUCGCCGAUCUAGCCAACUUACAUACGCUCAUAUUGUCAAACAAUCGCAUCUCCACGCUUGGACCGCACACACUACGCGGUCUCUACGGCAUACUUGUACUGAGUCUCGACUACAAUCGCAUCGCCAAGAUAGACACGCAAGCUUUGCGCAAUUGUUCCAGCAUACAGGAUUUGCAUUUGAAUGGCAAUCAGCUGCAGACCAUACCCGAUGCGCUAAACGCUGUGCCACUGCUGAAGACACUCGACAUUGGCGAGAAUUUAAUUAAGAACAUUGAAAAUACCAGCGUUUCGGCAAUGGCCAACCUGUAUGGUCUGCGUCUAACGGAGAAUGCCAUUGAGUUUAUACGCCGCGGUGUGUUCGAUCGCAUGACAUCACUGCAGAUACUAAAUUUGUCUGGCAAUAAAAUCAAAGGCAUCGAAGCUGGCGCGCUGCAUCGCAACACACAGCUGCAGGCCAUACGUUUGGAUGGUAAUCACUUGAAGAGCAUCGACGGCCUAUUCACCGAAUUACCAAAUUUGGUGUGGCUUAACAUUUCGGAUAAUCGCUUGGAGAAGUUCGACUACUCGCACAUACCGACCGGUUUACAGUGGCUAGAUGUGCGUGCCAACCGCAUUACACAGCUGGGAAAUUAUUUCGAAAUUGAAAAUGAGCUAAGCUUGAGUACAUUCGAUGCGAGCUCAAAUAUGUUAAGUGAGAUUACGGCCAGUUCGAUACCGAAUAGCGUGGAAGUUUUAUACUUGAACGAUAACAUGAUCAGCAAAAUACAACCGUACACAUUCUUCAAGAAACCCAAUCUGACGCGCGUCGACCUCAUACGCAAUCGCCUUACAACGCUGGAGCCCAAUGCGUUGCGCCUCUCGCCCAUACCCGACGACAAGGACAUACCCGAAUUCUACAUUGGCCACAAUCCAUUCCAGUGUGAUUGCAAUCUAGAUUGGUUGCAGAAGGUCAACAGCGAGUCACGCACGCAACCGCAACUCAUGGAUCUUGAUCAGAUCUACUGUAAGUUGUCGUAUGCGCGCGGCAAGACGCACGUGCCGCUAAUAGAGGCUAAAUCGAAUGAGUUCCUCUGCAAAUACGAGGCACACUGUUUCGCUUUGUGCCACUGCUGUGACUUUUACGCGUGCGAUUGCAAAAUGGAGUGUCCCGAUCGUUGUGCCUGCUAUCACGAUCAAUCGUGGACAUCGAAUGUCGUGGACUGCUCACGUUCCGCCUACGAUCGCACACUGCCUUCGCAUAUACCCAUGGAUGCUACGCAAUUGUAUUUGGAUGGCAACAACUUCCGUGAACUCUCCAGCCACGCAUUUAUUGGACGCAAGCGUCUAAAGGUUUUGCAUUUGAAUCAUUCGCGUAUUGAAAUUGUGCAAAAUCGCACUUUUUACGGUCUGCUAGAGCUAGAAGUGUUGCAGUUGAAUCACAAUAACUUGCGCCAACUGAAUGGUAAUGAAUUCCAGGGUUUGGAUAAUCUGCAGGAGUUGUAUUUGCAACAUAACGCCAUUGCGACCAUCGAUACGCUCACCUUCACACACCUCUACCAUCUCAAAAUAUUGCGCCUUGACCACAACGCUAUUACCGAGUUCGCCAUUUGGAAUUUCCUGCCGUCCUACUUGAAUGAACUCCGCCUUGCAGGCAAUCCUUGGUCUUGCCAUUGUGACUUUAUCGAUAAAUUGCGCGAUUAUGUCAAUCGCCACGAGGCUGUACAGGAUAAAGUGAAGUUACGUUGUUCCUUACUCGCCGGUAGCAAUGCUACUACAGCGGACAACAACAAUAGCGCGCAGCCACCAGCGAGCGAGCAAUUGGCGAUCUAUCUCAGCGGCGAUCCAGUGCUGGAUGCACAGACCCAUUUUGUGGCAUGCAAUGGUGGUUUGCAAGCGCCACAACACCAAACGCCAUUAGGUGCUGGGGAUCCCAAUGAUAAUGUGAUCAUCAACGGCAACAUGACCUCGACGAAAAUGAUACUCUCACAACCACCCAUGCACGAAUAUGUGCCAAUACUUGUCGCGAUAUUGACCAGCUUCGUCUUUGUGAUCAUCUGCACGCUGUUGGUGUUUAUCUUCCGUCAAGAAAUGCGCGUUUGGUGUCACUCACGCUUCGGUGUGCGACUCUUCUGCAAUGCAAACCGUGAUGUUGACAAGAAUGAACGUGAGAAGCUCUUCGAUGCCUUCAUCUCGUACAGCUCCAAAGAUGAAGCUUUUGUAUGUGAAGAUCUUGCGCCCAUGUUGGAGCAGGGCGACACACGCUACAAACUCUGCCUACACCACCGCGAUUUCCCAGUAGGCGGCUAUAUGGCCGACGCCAUUGUGCAAGCUAUCGAUACCUCACGCCGCACCAUCAUGGUACUCUCCGAGAAUUUCAUCAAAUCCGAGUGGUGCCGCUUUGAAUUCAAAUCAGCGCAUCAAUCAGUGCUCCGUGAUCGUCGACGCCGUCUCAUACUCAUCGUGCUCGGCGAAGUGCCACAAAAAGAUAUCGAUCCCGAAUUACGUCUCUAUUUGAAGACGAACACAUAUCUGCAAUGGGGCGACAAAUUGUUCUGGGAAAAACUGCGCUUCGCUCUACCCGACGUGCCGAACAAUCAACGACGCAUGCGCAACGCUGGCGGCGGUGUGGGCAGCUGUAGCGGUGUAGGUGUGCAUAUGCCCAUCGCUCAACUGCCACCCACACAUCAUCACCAUCCGCAUCACAUGCUCUCAGCUGGCGCCGGCGCAGGCGGUCCGGGCAGCAAUAUGGGUCCACCCAAUACUCAUCACAUGCAUCAUAUGCAUCCGCAAGCCUCACUGCAACAUCAUCAGCUACAACAUGCCAGCUUCCGUUCGCAAAUGCAUCACAACAUCAACGGCAGCCGUCAGAAUCACAAUCGAAAUAAUUCAGCGGCUGCUGCGGCUGCCGCACAACAGCAGCAACAACAUCAGCAAGCGGCCAUGCUAAUGGGUGCGCCCAUGCAAUGCGCCCAGCUGCCACUACCGCCUCAACAGUCACAACAAUUGCUGCCGACAGCGUCAAGUGCGAGCGUGCAGCCAAGCAGUAUACAACAGCAACAGUUGCCGCCACCACCGUGCCCCAGUCCGCGCAGUAUUACAACGCAAUCCUCGGCGGCGGGUGGCAGCUCACAGAGUUCCGGUCGGACAAUGGGUGUGCACAUCUGAGAGAUGUUGCAGCUGGAGCAGCAGCUAUAGUGCUAGCAAUAGUAUGUAACGUGUAAGUGUGUGAAGUGUAUGCCAGUGUGAGAGUGUAUUAAAUAGCUGUUGGCGUGGCGGUGGGUGUAUGGGAGGAAGAAGAGUGUGCGCAAAAAAUUGCCUUGCGAAAUUGGGCAGUGCUGAAGGCGACUGUGCGCUGUGUUUCACGUAGUGAAAGUGUCGCCGAGUGCCGUUAGCGAGCUUUCAAGCUUUCAAAGCUCAAAUAGCUUAGUUUGCCCAAUCCUCAAUAGUUUUCUUAUGAUUUUAUGUUGACUAACUUGUUAUCAAGUGCAAAGAUUAGUGACUCCCUUGCCUGUGUACCUUUAUCUUCUGCACAAUCAUAGCUAAAUCAGCUUCAACUCUGCUCUUUUGCAUAAAUAUUUCGAUUUUGUGCUUUCUUCUACUACUACUAACUUUAUGUGCGCAUUGGCAUUAGCUUGUAUGUAUGUAUGUAUGUAUGUACAUAAUAUUUUAGCACAAAUCUCCAUAUAUCUAUUAUUUGUUUGUGCCUUCAUUUAUUGCCACAUUUUUGCCUUUCACAUUUUGAAUUUUCCAUUCAAUAGCGGUUUGCCUAACAUUUCCCAACAAAUUCAGGUCAAGUAAAUCUUUGUAGCAAAAGUAGCAAAACAUCAAACAUACAAAUAUACAUUGAAUGGUAGUAUUUUUUUUUUUUUUUUUUUUUAGCAAAACAGAGGGGAAAA
Ceratitis capitata (Mediterranean fruit fly) is the source of this 5831-nucleotide messenger RNA. It is a transcript of the gene Tollo, whose product is annotated as toll-like receptor Tollo. NCBI's taxonomy places the organism in Eukaryota, Metazoa, Arthropoda, Insecta, Diptera, Tephritidae. The transcript has a single exon. Gene Ontology annotation, biological process: signal transduction. Gene Ontology annotation, molecular function: protein binding. Bases 820 to 5100 code for a protein of 1426 amino acids. The record is from RefSeq and is a predicted model, not a curated record.